Aspergillus aculeatus ATCC 16872 is the source of this 1365-nucleotide messenger RNA. Its product is annotated as phosphotransferase family protein. NCBI's taxonomy places the organism in Eukaryota, Fungi, Ascomycota, Eurotiomycetes, Eurotiales, Aspergillaceae. The transcript is spliced from 2 exons. The record is from RefSeq and is a predicted model, not a curated record. The coding region runs from base 1 to 1365 and encodes 454 amino acids.
AUGCGCUUCGACGAUAUAGCCUGGGAAGCAAGCGAAACCAUCUCCGACAGCUGGGUGGCCGGCCUAUUCCAAACCGACACCCUCCGGGCCAUCGGCGAUUUCAUGAUCAAGCAUCGACGAGGCGUCCCAAUUGAACUGUGUCAACCCCGAGCAGGGACAUUUAAUAUGUCGUUUCGGAUGAAGUUCAAAGACGGUGGCUCGGCGCUAAUCCGCUUCCCCAAGCCUAGAACCACUAUGUUCCCGGAGGAAAAAGUGAAGAAUGAAGUGGCCACAAUGCGGUACAUUCAAGAAAAUACCUCGAUCCCUGUGCCAUUCAUCCUGCAUUGGGGAACGAGGGAGGAGAGCCCUCUUGGUCUUGGCCCAUUUAUCCUAAUGGAGUAUAUCGACCACGCCAUGGAGCUGGGCGAGGCGUUGAACACCCCAACGCUCGGAGUCGAUGACCGCCCAAUCCUCGAUCCAGCGGUUGAUCUUGAUAAGCUGGAGAUGCUGUACGGACAGCUGGCAGACAUCUUUCCUCAGUUAUCGCAGUUAUCACUACCUCGGAUCGGCUCUCUUAUGCAAGUAGACGACUUCACAUGGAAGCCCAAGCACCGACCUCUCUCAAUCGGCAUGAAUGAGCUCGUUCGCUUAGGGACUCUUCUCGCAUCCGACUAUUUCCAGGCCCUCGCUAACCUGCACUGCGAGCAUCUAUAUCACCAGCGCAACGAUGCAGUAUACUCAGCAGAUGACUGUCGGCGUAGGUUCGUCGCCCGACGGCUAUUUUGCAGGGUCGCUGGUGAAAGGCGGUUGGCUAUCUCGAGAAACGAUCAUGGGCCUUUCAAGCUCUGGUGUGACGAUCUUCGGCCCUCGAACAUCCUGUUCAACGAGCACCUGCAGAUCGUCGGUGUAAUUGACUGGGAGUUCACAUAUGCCGCGCCGGUUCAGUUUUCUCAGGCACCGCCUUGGUGGUUGCUGCUCGAACAGCCGGAGUACUGGUCUGAUGGGAUAGAGGCGUGGGAAAAGUCAUAUGGGUACCGUCUACAAACAUUCCUUAAAGUUCUCGAAGAACACGAAGAGACAGAGACGCAACGGGGCAGGUUGAACCCGGACCAGAAACUUUCGGGUCCCAUGCGACAGAGCUGGGAGAACGGUGAUUUUUGGGUGGCGUAUGCUGCGAGGAAGAGCUUUGCUUUUGAUGUGGUUUUCUGGGAGAAGCUCGAUCCCAGGUUCUUUGGUUCCAGCGCGGUUGCUGUCGAAGAUCGCUGGAAGGAGAGACUGGGGUUGUUGACUGAGCAAGAGAGACUGUGUAUGGAACGGGUUGUGAGUCGGAAGGUUGAGCAGAUGAAGACAAGGGAGCUGAUUUGGGAGCCGGAGGAGAUGUCUUAA